Molecule: messenger RNA, 1320 nt
Organism: Phyllostomus discolor (pale spear-nosed bat)
Lineage: Eukaryota; Metazoa; Chordata; Mammalia; Chiroptera; Phyllostomidae
Product: sucrase-isomaltase, intestinal-like
Exons: 9
Coding region: 1-1320 (439 amino acids)
Biological process (GO): carbohydrate metabolic process
Molecular function (GO): carbohydrate binding; alpha-1,4-glucosidase activity
Source: RefSeq, a predicted model, not a curated record
AUGGUGCCAAAAAUGAAUCCAGGCAAAAACCAGGAGCUAGAAGAAAAAUGUGGCACCAUCAAGCUCAGUAUUGAGGAGUUCAACAAAGGGACUCUUCUACAAAGCUGUGAGGCGGAAUCAGGAGCAGCAGCUGGCAUAGUGAAAUACCUUGAUGCCAUUCUGGUCCAGCCUGCUUGUUCAAGGUCAUGCUUGGCAUCUCUAUCCCCGCAACUCCGUAAAGACUGUCACCCUGAUCCUGGAGCUUCUGAAGCCAGUUGUCUGGCCAGGGAUUGCUGCUGGUCUCCGUGGAAAACCCCAGGCGUCCCUUGGUGUUUUGAGAAGGUUGACUUGUGUUCUAUAGUGCCUGACUCCCAACGAGUUGACUGUCAUCCAGAGGCAGGGGCCAACAAGGCGGCCUGUGUUAAGCAGGGAUGCCACUGGUGUGCUUCUGAGAACAGCACUGCUCCCUUUUGUUUCUAUAACUCCAAAGAAGAAGCUACUUGCUCAGCGAUAGUUCCCAUUCAGAAACGCGUUGACUGCCACCCUCAGCCAGGAGCUUCCCGAGAAAUCUGUGAAGCUAAGGGCUGUGUCUGGUGUUCUACAACCAUUGCCAACGUUCCCUGGUGCUUCUACCCGGAGGAUGGUCCACAUGGCUACACUAUGAAAGAUGUUCCCCAAAGAACAGCCCAGGGAUGGAGAUUAACAUUAAACAAACGUGGCAAUAUAUCCCUCUUUGGAAAUGAUAUUUCCCCCAUUGUGAUGGAUAUAGAGUUUCAUACCGAGGAUCGGCUCCGAUUUAAGAUUUAUGAUCCCAAUAAUAAACGAUUUGAAGUUCCACUCAAUAUUGAAUCCUCCUCAAAUGUGCCUAUUGAACCCAACUAUGAUGUUGAAUUUGUAAAUGAUACAGUCCUUCAAUUCAGAGUAAUAAGAAAGAAGACAAGGACAGUAUUGUGGGAAACAACUCUCGGAGGCCUGAUAUUUUCUGACCAGUAUAUGCAAAUGAUGACCUCUGUCCCGUCCACUUCGAUCUAUGGAUUUGGUGAACAUGAACAUCCAUCCUUUAAGCAUGACAUGAAUUAUGUUAGAUAUGGAAUGUUUUCCAGAGAUCAAUCACCAGGGGCAUUUAGCAAUCUCUAUGGAGUUCAUCCUUUUUAUAUGUGCAUUGAGAAAGACUUUAAUGCUCAUGGUGUUCUCCUCUUGAAUUCCAAUGCCCAAGAUGUCACUCUGAGCCCAUUUCCGUCUUUAACGUUCAGGACCAUUGGAGGAAUACUUGAUUUCUACAUGUUUCUUGGCCCCACUCCUGAAAACGUUAUCCAGCAGUACACAAAGCCCAUGGAUUGA